This is a messenger RNA of Thelazia callipaeda (thelaziosis nematode), 672 nucleotides long. The record is from the annotation of a GenBank genome assembly. Lineage: Eukaryota; Metazoa; Nematoda; Chromadorea; Rhabditida; Thelaziidae.
AUGGCGGAUGUUGCAAUAGAAAAGAAGAAAGGAUCUAAAAAGGUAGUAGCUGAGGAUACUUCUUCUGAAGCUUCGGAAAAUGAAGCAAAUGAGGAAAGUGGACAGAAAGGAUCGGAUGUUGAAAAUGAUGAAAAUGAAGGAGAAGUCACAGAAGCUCAGAAGAAAGUUGCCGAAGCAGCUGGACUGUCUGACCAGGUCUCUGGUGACAAAAUGAGCAAGCAGUCGCGAUCCGAAAAGAAAGCGCGUAGAUUGUUUAGCAAAUUGGGUCUAAAACCAGUACAUGGUGUAUCUCGUGUUUCUAUCAGAAAAUCGAAAAAUAUACUUUUCGUGAUCAACAAACCAGAUGUAUUCAAAAGUCCUGGUUCAGACACAUACAUAGUGUUUGGAGAAGCUAAGAUUGAAGAUUUAAGUGAACAUGCGCGAUUUGCUGCAGCAGAGCGAUUGAAACCGAGUGAUACCCAACUCAGUAGCCAAGGUGGACGUAUGAAUGUUGCGCGUACUGAACAGGAAGAAGAAAGUGGUGAUGACGGUGAAGUUGAUGCUACUGGUAUUGAAGAGAAGGAUAUUGAAUUGGUCUGCUCCCAAGCAAACGUAUCUCGUAACCGCGCCAUCAAGGCAUUAAAGAAGGCAGACAAUGACAUUGUCAACGCUAUCAUGGAGCUGACCAUGUAG